UGCGCGGCGGCGGCUGCUGUAGUAGCAGAGCCCAGCGCCGGCUGAGAGGUGCUGGCGGGAGCCCGGCGACGUCCCCGCACCGAGCCCCUCCUGCGCCCGAGCGAGCGGCGCCCGGGAAGGAUGCGCCGCUGGCCGCUGCUCCUGUGGGGGCUGCUGCUCCCCGCCGCCGCCGCCGCCGCCGCCGCCGGCCGCUACCCGCACAGCGCCGUGCUGGACGGGGCGGCCGGAUACCGGCUGCUGUGGGGCCAGCAGGGCAGCAGCAUCUCCUUCCGCCUGGAGGUGCGCACCCAGGGCUACGUGGGCUUCGGGCUCUCCCCCACCGGGGCCAUGGCGUCCGCCGACAUCGUGGUGGGAGGCGUGGCCAGGGGCAAGCCCUAUCUGCAGGAUUAUUUUACAGAUGCAAAGAGAGCCUUGAAGAAAGAUUCUCAACAGGAUUACCAUCUUGAGUAUGCUAUGGAAAAUAGUACACAUACAAUAUUGGCUUUUAGCAGAGAGCUGCACACUUGUGACACAAAUGAUAAGAGUAUAACGGAGAGCACAGUAAGGGUGAUAUGGGCCUAUCACCACAAAGACAUAGGAGAAGCAGGCCAAAAUUAUCAUGGAUCAAAUCGCGGCUCAAAGAGUCUACGUUUACUGAACCCUGAGAAAAUGAAUGUUAUAUCUCCCUCUUUGCCAUACUUUGACUUGACAAACCAAGACGUGCUUAUACCGGACAAAGAUACAACAUAUUGGUGCCAAAUGUUUAAGAUACCUAUACAUCAUGAAAAGCAUCAUGUGAUAAAGGUCGAACCGUUGAUACAGAAGGGCCAUGGGAAUCUGGUGCACCAUAUCCUACUUUAUCAGUGUAGCAGCAGUUUGAAUGACAAUGUAUUGGACUACGGCCAUGAAUGCUACCACCCCAACAUGCCAGAUUCUUUUCUCACUUGUGAGACAGUCAUUUUUGCUUGGGCCAUUGGAGGAGAGGCCUUUACAUAUCCUCCUCAUGUUGGUUUAUCCAUUGGCACAUCAACAGACCCUCAGUAUGUGCUUAUGGAAGUCCAUUAUGACAAUCCAUCAUAUCUAGAAGGUUUGAUAGAUAACUCUGGACUGAGGCUAUUUUAUACUACAGAUUUACGGAAAUAUGAUGCUGGCGUUAUUGAAGCUGGUCUUUGGGUUAGUCUCUUCCACAGUAUCCCACCAGGCAUGCCUGAAUUCACGUCAGAAGGUCACUGCACUCUGGAAUGUCUGGAAGAAGCCUUGGAUGCUGAGAGGCCAAGUGGGAUUCAUGUGUUUGCUGUUCUUCUCCAUGCCCAUCUUGCUGGCAGAGCCAUCAGGAUGCGUCACUUUCGCAAGGGUGAAGAACAGAAGCUGCUUGCUUAUGAUGAUGAGUUUGACUUCAAUUUUCAGGAGUUUCAGUAUCUAAAGGAAGAAAGAACUAUCUUGCCUGGGGAUAAUUUAAUCACGGAAUGUCGCUACAGCACUAUAGAUCGAAUACGUAUGACAUGGGGGGGUCUGAGCACCAGAAAUGAAAUGUGCCUGUCUUACCUACUGUACUACCCGAGAAUCAAUCUUACCCGAUGUGCAAGUAUUCCAGACAUAAUGGAGCAACUCCAGUUUAUUGGAGUGAAGGAAAUAUAUAGACCAGUCAGGACAUGGCCUUUCAUUAUCAAGAGUCCAAAGCAAUAUAAAAAUCUCUCUUUCAUGGAUGCGAUGAACAAGUUUAAAUGGUCCAGAUCAGCAGGUCUCUCCUACAAUGAGCUUGUUCUUAGACUGCCAGUGAAUGUGAGAUUCAAGACUGACAAUGCAGAAUGGUCGAUCCAAGGCAUGACAGCUAUACCUCCUGAAAUUGAGAGACCAUACAGGACAGAGCCAAUAAUAUGUAUCUCAUCUUCCUAUUUACAUUGCAAUCUAUUCCUUAACCUGUUGUUCAGUGCAUGUGUCACAGUCAGUACCCUUAGGAACAGUUGGCCCUUUGUAUAAUAAUUUAAUUAUUUUCAUGUAUGUUCUGUAUGCCAUGCAACUUCAGAUAUGUUUGCACUGUUGCUAUUGUAGAUCUAUUUUUUUACAUAUUAAUAAACCAAAUUUACUAGUUCAAAAUAAAACGUUUACUUCUUCUGAAAACUCUGUUUAUUUUGUUUUUUAAUGUACAUUAUGUGUAAAGAACAGUAGGUACACUGCUACGUCACAUUAUCAAAAUUGUUUCCCCUACAGUUUUGUUACAGCUUAUCCUGGCUUUUCACACAGUGUUUCUAGAAACAGCUCUGUAUCCAGAUAAAAUUAAUAAACUAAAAUUUAAGUAGUUCA
This is a messenger RNA of Dermochelys coriacea (leatherback sea turtle), 2283 nucleotides long. It is a transcript of the gene MOXD1, whose product is annotated as monooxygenase DBH like 1. The record is from RefSeq and is a predicted model, not a curated record. Gene Ontology annotation, molecular function: copper ion binding; dopamine beta-monooxygenase activity. Gene Ontology annotation, cellular component: secretory granule membrane. Gene Ontology annotation, biological process: dopamine catabolic process; norepinephrine biosynthetic process; octopamine biosynthetic process. Lineage: Eukaryota; Metazoa; Chordata; Testudines; Dermochelyidae.